Messenger RNA from Colletotrichum phormii, 1014 nucleotides. Its product is annotated as centromere/microtubule-binding protein cbf5. Gene Ontology annotation, biological process: endoplasmic reticulum unfolded protein response. The coding region runs from base 108 to 896 and encodes 262 amino acids. Gene Ontology annotation, molecular function: misfolded protein binding; ubiquitin-specific protease binding. Gene Ontology annotation, cellular component: Hrd1p ubiquitin ligase ERAD-L complex; endoplasmic reticulum membrane. NCBI's taxonomy places the organism in Eukaryota, Fungi, Ascomycota, Sordariomycetes, Glomerellales, Glomerellaceae. The transcript has 3 exons. The record is from RefSeq and is a predicted model, not a curated record.
CUUGCCAUCUGCAACAUCACCACAUUCUCUCGUCGUUUGCUUCAACGACUUUUACUCACCUGCCUUCUCAACGCACUGGAACACAGCUUUGCUGGACAUUGGAAAACAUGUCCGAGUUCCUCGAUGCCUACUGGCAGGCGCCGCCUGUUGCAAGAACAUUUGCAACAGCUGCGCUCGUCACGUCUCUCUCUGUUCUCCUGGGUGUCGCAAACGGAUACUGGUUCAUCUUCAUGCCCCAGUUUCUCUUUCAGUUCCCGCCUCAGAUUUGGCGUCUCGGAACCAACUUCCUGCUCACCGGCCCCCAGCUUGGCCUGCUCUUUGACACGUACUUCCUGUACCACUACCUGACGGCGCUCGAGGUCGGCAACCCCAGGUUCGCCAGGCGCGAGGAUGUCAUUUGGUAUCUCAUGUUCGUGUGCACUGUCAUCACGGCACUCUGCACCUACCUCAUGGGCGGAGGAGCCUUCCUGCCGGCUUUGAUUCUCGCCAUGUGCCGUACCGUCACCCAAGACCAGCGCGGGAUGAAGGCCAACUUCUACUUCGUCACCAUCCCCGCCCAGCUCACCCCCUUCUGCAUGAUGCUCGUGUCGCUGCUGUUCCCCGGCGGAUACUACACCGCCAUGCUCCAGUUUAUGGGCUUCCUGGCCGCUCAUCUCUACGAUUUCCUGUCUCGGGUGUGGCCCGAGUUCAGCGGAGGCAGCAACCUGAUUCCUACGCCCAGCUUCCUGUCUCGUCUCGUGCAGACUCCUCGCUUUAAUCAGCGUGAGUACGGAACUGCCGUUCGCGGUGGCGGUGGCUCGGCCCAAAGUUCGGGUAGCAGCACCGGCGUCUCUCAGGGCGGCGGCGUUUUGCCCGAGUCGUGGAGAACAAGAGGACCCGGUAGACGUCUGGGUUAGAGCACAUGCUACAAGAAUCGUUGUACGAUAGACUUUAAUCGAUUAAUCGUUGAUGAACAUUGUGUUUGUUCCAUGACCCUUUCGAUCACUCUGAUUUACCUGACGCCGCAGGUUAUAU